Molecule: messenger RNA, 4370 nt
Organism: Rhododendron vialii
Lineage: Eukaryota; Viridiplantae; Streptophyta; Magnoliopsida; Ericales; Ericaceae
Product: translocase of chloroplast 159, chloroplastic-like
Exons: 2
Coding region: 243-4190 (1315 amino acids)
Biological process (GO): protein targeting to chloroplast
Cellular component (GO): chloroplast outer membrane
Molecular function (GO): GTP binding; GTPase activity
Source: RefSeq, a predicted model, not a curated record
GGUCCUUCUUGUUUUACCCGCCGUCUCUCUCUCUCUCUCUACACACCCACCACAGGUCCACAACCCAAUCAUCACCGCCACAUAAAAUACUUGAAACAAACGGAACAAAACAAACACCAUAGAUAAACCCAAAAAGAAACCCUAGCCCAUCAUAUCCCAAGACUCUCCCUGCCUUUCCCCCCUUUUCCUUGCACAAAAGAAAACAAAAAGAAAAUAUACAGGAAACAAGAGUUCUCACGUCCAUGGCCUCAAACCACGGCGGUUCCCCAUCACCACCAGCAAAGGUCUCUCUUUCCACCCCACCAGGUUCUUCUUUUCCUAUAAGAGCUCCCCUAACUGUUGAUUCUGAUUUUGAAUAUUCCGCUUCAACUAACGGCUAUGAAAACCAGAACACUAGUAGUAGCAGUGAAAGCAGUGGGUUUGAGUCUGAGGGGUUUGUUAGUGGCGAGGAUGAGUUUGAAACGGCGUUGGAAAGGCCAUUUUUCGCUGACCCAGAUGAUGAAACCCUCAAAGAGACUCAUGUUGUUGAGCAAUAUGGUGUUUCUAGGCCUUUUGUGACUAACCCGUAUGGAGAAAUCAAGGAAGAGAGUGGUUCUGUUAAGGAUUAUGACUUUUCUAGGCCUUUUGAGACGAACCCGUAUGGAGGAAUCAGAGAAGAGAGUGGUUCUGUUAAGGGUUAUGGAAUUUCUAGGGCUUUUGUUAGUGACCCACAUGGAGAAAGGAGGGAAGAUAAUGGUCAUGAUGAGGACUGUACUGUUUCUAGGCCUCUUGUGAUAGAUUCAGAUGAAGAAACCUUAGCAACAAGCACCAUGGAAGAAGAGGAUGAAUUUUCUGAUGAACCGGCCGUUGUUGAUGUUGGGAAAGUGGGUGCCCCCAUUGCUAUGUUGACGAGGGACAGCGACGAUGAUUCUGUGGGUACCGAGGAGGGGGAUGAUUUUGGGUUUCCUGGUGCAGUUAGGGUACCGGGUAUUCAUACUAUCGGGAGAACUGAUAGUGCUAUUAAAGUUGAAGGUCUUGGGGUUGAUGAAGACGAAGAGGAUGAGUCUCAGUUUGAGCCAGCGUUGGAAGCUGAAGUUGAAGUGUGCAUUGGAGUGAAGGAAUCUGUUGCUGAUAAUGGCUCUGUUAUAUCUGAAUCGAUUGAAGAUGAGGUUCCUGAUGAUGCUGAAGAAGCAAAAGUGGAGUCUUUUGUGGCAAAGAAAGACGGUGUUCUCCACGAAAAUUCAGAAAUUAACGAAGAUGAUUCAGGUUUGGUUUAUGGUAGUGAAGUUGAAACUUUGGCCGAAGUUGAUAUGAAUUGCCUAAACAGUGAAAACAAAGUUGUUGAUGAUAGCAAUCAUGAUCUAUUGGAAGGUAUAAAUGAACAAAGAAUUGAGUCCGGUGUUCAAUUGCAUAAUUUUGUUGAUUGCGGCAGUGUUGAACCAGUUGACAGUGUAAUUGCCGAAAAUGGCAUUCACAAUACAGACAGCAGUAGAAUUUCAAAACCGCAUUCAGUUCAGGAUGCAAAUUGUCAUGGGAAUGGUCUUUCAAUACAAACUUCCGAAGGCAAAGUAAUGGAAAAUAGGCUGCACAGAGAUCCACAGAUUCUUGGUUCUAAUUUAGACCCUGAACUUGAAUUAAAAGCAGAAGUGGAAGAUGAAGCAGCCCACGAUUCAGAAAAUUCACAACAUUAUUUAGAGGAUUUUCCAGGUUUGGUCAUUGGAGCCUCAGACAAAACCAAGAUAAUUAUAGGUGAUGUUGGACAAAAUUUAACCCCCACUUCUCGUGGUGAGAAUUUGCAGGAUCUCCUACAGAAGACUGAAAGGGCAAUUACUGUGGACUCGGAUGCUGAAGUGGACACAAACGAGGAAAACGAUGGAAAAGAAUUGUUUGAUUCCACCAUAUGGGCUGCUCUUUUGAAAGCAGCUGCAGGUGGUGGAUCUGGUGGUGGCAAUUUCACAGUCACCACUGCUAAUGGUUCGAGAGUCAUUUCUCUGGAGCAGCCUACUGAUAAUUCAGAGCUCCCUGCUAGUUCUGGGGUUGAAUCUGAGGCAACCCUAAGUGAAGAGGAAAAGAAGAAGAUUGACAAGAUGCAAAUAAUAAGAGUGAAAUUUCUCAGGCUUGUCCACAGACUAGGACUGUCUUAUGAAGAUUCCAUAGCUUCACAGGUUUUAUACCGGUUAGUCCUUGCUGCGGGAAGGCCCACAAGUCAAUUAUUCAGCCUUGAAAUGGCCAAGAGGAAGGCUAUGCAGCUUGAGGCAGAAGGUAAAAAUGACCUAGAUUUCUCCUUGAAUAUUUUGGUACUUGGGAAAAUUGGAGUUGGAAAGAGUGCAACCAUAAAUUCCAUUUUGGGUGAAAAGAAAGCAUUAGUCGAUUCGUUCAAACCAGGAACGACCUCUGUAAAUAACAUUGUUGGAACAAUAGAUGGAAUUAGGUUUAGAAUAUUUGACACUCCUGGUUUGAGAUCUUCUCUUAUGGAACAAACGGUUAACCGGAAGAUUUUGUUGUCCAUAAGGAAAUUAACAAAGAAAUUCCCCCCGGAUGUUGUCCUAUACAUUGAUCGGUUGGACACGCAGACAAAAGACCUCGAUGAUUUGCCUUUAUUAAGGUCAAUUACUAGCUUACUUGGGUCGUCGAUAUGGGACAAGUCCAUUAUUACUCUUACCCAUGCUGCCUCUAACCCUCCUGAUGGGCCCACUGGGUUGCCCUUAACCUAUGAUUUAUUUGUUGCCCAAAGAUCACGCGUUAUUCACCAGUUGAUUAGCCAAGCAGUUGGCGAUCUUCGUUUGAUGAGUCCAAGUCUUAUGAGUCCAGUGUCUCUUGUUGAAAACCACCCAUCUUGUCUAAUGGUGCUCCCUAAUGGAGAAAGUUGGAGACCGCAGUUAUUGCUUUUGUGCUACUCAAUAAAGAUUCUAACUGAGGCAAAUUCUGUGGCGAAAACUCAAGACCUUUUUGAUCAUCGAAAGCUCUUUGGCUUCAGGGUGCCAUCCCUACAUCUGCCGUACUUCUUGUCGUCUUUAUUGCAGUCUAAUGCCCAUCCAAAACUUCCUAAUGAGCAAAGUGGUUACAAUGUGGAUUCGGAUACUGAGUUGGGUGAUUUGUCCGCUUCUGACAAUGAAGAUGAAGAUGAAUAUGAUCUACGACUCCCACCAUUCAAGCCUCUGAAGAAAGAACAGAUUGCUAAGCUUAGCAAGGAGCAUCAGGAAGCUUAUUUUGAGGAGUAUGAUUACCGGGUGAGGCAUCUUCAAAAGAAGCAGUUGAGAGAGGACGUGAAAAGGUUAAGGGAGUUGAAAAAGAAUAGAGGCAAAGAUGGUCAAACCAGUUACGAUGGUUACGCGAAGGAAUCUGGUGAUGAGGAGAGUGGAAGUCCAUCAGCCGUAGCAGUUCCUUUACCUGAUAUGACACUCCCACCUUCUUUUGACGGAGAAAAUCAUACUUACAGGUACCGAUUUCUGGAGCACACAUCGCAACUUCUUACAAGGGAGGUUAUGGGUUCACAUGUGUGGGACCACGACUGUGGAUACGACGGCGUCAUCCUCGAAAGCAAUCUCGCAAUUGCCGGUCGUCUCCCAUCUGCGAUAGCGGUCCAAAUAACAAAAGACAAGAAAGAUUUCAAUAUCCAUUUGGAUUCCUCUGUCGCAAUGAAGCAUGGGGAGAGCGGAUCGACAAUGGCAGGACUCAACAUCCAAAAUUUUGGAAACCAGCUCGCUUACAUUCUCAAGGGUCAAACCAAGUUGAAAAUUUUGAAAACAAAUAAGACUUCUGCUGGGGUAUCGGUAACUUUCUUGGGUGAAAACAUUGCCACUGGAGUGAAAAUUGAGGAUCGAAUCACCAUUGGAAAACGGUUGGUUUUAGUGGGAAGUGUUGGAAUAAUCAGGUCUCAAGGGGACACAGCAUGUGGGGGAAGCUUCGAAUUGCGACUCAGGGAAAAGGAUUUUCCUAUCGGACAGGACCAAACCACGGCAAGCCUUUCUCUGAUGAGAUGGAGAGGGGAGGUUAUAUGGGGUGGAAGUCUUCAGUCGCAGUUGUCCAUUGGAAGAAGUUCUAAAGUCGUUUUUCGAGGUGGACUGAAUAGUAAAUUAAAUGGGCAAGUAUCUGUUAGUAUAAGCAGCUCAGACCAACUUCAAAUCGCGCUAUUGGGUAUUCUUCCGGUUGCUAACGCCAUUUUCCAGAACUUUUUCCCGGGAUUCGGUGAGAAAUACGUAACCCAGUAGGUGAUGUUUCUUAACUUUGUCUGAUGCCCUUCUUCUCUGUCUCACUACAGAGAAGGAAAUGAGAAUUUAUACAAGUCAUGGGUUCCUGGUUCUUGUAAUGAUUUAGUUUUCUGUUCUACUUUUGUAUUGUUGAGAAGGAAAUGAGUCAAUUCACGAGUCAUGGGUUUUUGGUUCUUGUAA